CAGUCGCGGCGGCCUCGCUCCCGCCCCCGCCGGGAGGUCCGACGUGGAAGUUGCUGGCUGACCAGGCUUCCAAGGAAACCCCCUGGGAGCCGGAGGCCGAGCCGGAGCCGGAGCCGGAGCCGGAGCGCAGGCCUAGGCGAGGGGAGGUGGCGGCGCCGAGGCUCGAUUAGGAGUCGCUGCCGAGGCCGGGCCCAGUCUCUACCGGUCGACGAGGGAGGACAGGCAGUUCAUCAUGGGUGGCUUUUUCUCAAGCAUUUUUUCCAGUCUGUUUGGAACCCGGGAAAUGAGGAUUUUAAUUUUGGGAUUAGAUGGAGCAGGAAAAACUACAAUUUUGUACAGAUUACAGGUUGGAGAAGUCGUUACUACUAUUCCUACCAUUGGAUUUAAUGUUGAGACGGUAACAUACAAGAACCUAAAAUUCCAAGUCUGGGAUUUAGGAGGACAGACAAGUAUCAGGCCAUACUGGAGAUGUUAUUAUUCAAACACAGAUGCAGUCAUUUAUGUAGUAGACAGUUGUGACCGAGACCGAAUUGGCAUUUCCAAAUCAGAGUUAGUUGCCAUGUUGGAGGAGGAAGAGCUGAGAAAAGCCAUUUUAGUGGUGUUUGCAAAUAAGCAGGACAUGGAACAGGCCAUGACUCCCUCGGAGAUGGCAAAUUCACUUGGGUUACCUGCCUUGAAGGACCGAAAAUGGCAAAUAUUCAAAACUUCAGCAACCAAAGGCACUGGCCUUGAUGAGGCAAUGGAAUGGUUAGUUGAAACAUUAAAGAGCAGACAGUAAUUCAGUCACUUCUGCUCCUUUGAAAUGAAGACCACAUCACAUAUCCCUUUGGAAACAGUUAAAGUGUGCUUCACACUACUAAAUGAUUGUCAGCAUAUACCAAACUGACUGCAGCAUUUGUAAUAAGUAUUAAAAAUAAGUAUUUGGUUGGAAGGGUAACUCAUCGUGAUUGAAUCAACUGAAUGUCUGUUCUGUAUAAUGUAAAAUAUUCCUUCCUUGUUAUCUUGUGUUAAGGUAUAUAUUCUAUUUGUAUGGAAUUCUUAUUCAGAUACAGUCCUAUUAAAGAAUGUACUCUUAUUGAGGAAAAA
Messenger RNA from Physeter macrocephalus (sperm whale), 1086 nucleotides. It is a transcript of the gene ARL1, whose product is annotated as ARF like GTPase 1. The record is from RefSeq and is a predicted model, not a curated record. Gene Ontology annotation, cellular component: cytoplasm; Golgi apparatus. Gene Ontology annotation, molecular function: GTP binding; GTPase activity. The transcript has 6 exons. Gene Ontology annotation, biological process: vesicle-mediated transport; intracellular protein transport. Lineage: Eukaryota; Metazoa; Chordata; Mammalia; Artiodactyla; Physeteridae. The coding region runs from base 233 to 778 and encodes 181 amino acids.